AUGAUUAUUGGUGUUGGAUUACUAAAUUCACCUACAAGAUGGUAUGAAAUAAUUAUUUCUGUAACUGUGGAUACCACGUUGGCCAGCUUAGCGAUUUUACUGGGUGUAAAGCUACGAGUUCCAGAAAGAAAAUUGGAGAUAAUCUUGUUCUCGAUAUGGUGUGUGUUUGGGGGAAUCGGAAUCAUUUUAUUGAUUAUAGGGGCGGCACUUUUCAACUAUAUUGUACUAGGUGUAUCCUGGAUUUGUUGGUGCUGUAUAAUGUUAAUUGUGAUUGUAUACACAGCAUAUUAUUGGUGUGGAUCCAGUGAAGAACAGUCGCAUGUUAUGUACAUUCUUUUCUUAUGGUCUUAUGAAUAUACCGCACUAAUUAUCAGUUCACAAUUUUGUUUAAAUUCAUUCAUCGAUUGUCAUCAGUGCUCUGGGAAAAUGAAUAACACAAUGAUUGGACAUUAUGAAUAGAUGCUAUUCCAUUGGAUGUUUUUAUAUAUUUGAAGAUUAUUGUAAAUGGCUUUGUUAUUUAUAAUAG
Schistosoma mattheei is the source of this 526-nucleotide messenger RNA. Lineage: Eukaryota; Metazoa; Platyhelminthes; Trematoda; Strigeidida; Schistosomatidae. The record is from the annotation of a GenBank genome assembly.